Molecule: messenger RNA, 3020 nt
Organism: Liolophura sinensis
Lineage: Eukaryota; Metazoa; Mollusca; Polyplacophora; Chitonida; Chitonidae
Exons: 12
Coding region: 101-2209 (702 amino acids)
Biological process (GO): intracellular mRNA localization
Cellular component (GO): ribonucleoprotein complex; endoplasmic reticulum; nuclear outer membrane-endoplasmic reticulum membrane network
Molecular function (GO): mRNA binding
Source: RefSeq, a predicted model, not a curated record
AAUAGCAAAGCCAAGCAAAUUUUUCCACGCGACAAAUUAAGUUUGUGGUCUUUAAAGUAGGCCAGGGCCCCAGUAUAUAUUCUGUCCUGAUGCAAUAACCAUGGAAGGUUCUGCUGAAGGAAACAGCGAGGAAGCCUUGAAAGAGGACGGGGCCAUGGGGGAUGACUUGGAAGAAAGUCUAAAGAAAAUGAAACCUCCGAACAGAAAGAAGUUUGACGAAGAGAUCGAGAGCAUUUUGAAGAUAAUACGAGAGAAAGAGGCAGAAAUAAAGGGAACAAGUGGGAAGCCUGAUGACACAAAAGGCCAGACGCUGGCAAGACUUCGAGCCAUUCGGGCGGAGAAGGAAGCCACUAUUGACCAGCGCAAGAAGAUAGACAUCUCACUGAAGGCUUUGAACACGGAGAUUACAAAAAGUAUGGGGGCAUUAUCUCGCCUUCAGUCCAAUCUACAUUACAAAAGUGAGGAGAAGAUAGAGGAAGCCAUUAGGAGAUUAGAUUAUCAGCUGAAGAACCAAAAUUUCCGUCUGUCAGAAGAGAAGAAAAUUGUGGCGGAAAUAGACAGCUUGAAACGCUCAAAAAAGGUUCUAAGCCAGUUCUUGGCACAGAAGAAGGAAGUGGAUGAGAUGAGAGCCAAACAGAGGAAGCUCAGAGAAGACCGUGAGGUAGACUAUCCUCGAUUGUACAAGCAGGUAUCAAGCCUGAAGAGCCAGGAAGAUGAUUUGAGAAGAAAAAACUCUGUCAAUAAGUCAAAAAAUGAAACAGUGAAGAAAGAGUUGGAUGAACUUUAUGAGCAGAAAAGGCAUUUGGUGUCAGAGUUCAAGAAGUACGAAAAAGAGUAUUACGGGUUGAAAGACGAGGUGCGUAAGAAACAGCGUCAGGAAAGCUUGAAGAAAAGAGAAGAGGAGAAACGUGCCCACGUGGAAGCACAACAGAAAGAGUUGGCUGAGUAUGAAUCCCAGAAAGAGCCAUUUGAGGAUGAGAAGCUGCUGUGUAACACACUGAUAACAUACCUCCAGAGAUUCCUCACCACUGACCUUGACCCUUCUGCUGGGGAUGAGGCUAGCCCCUCAGCACCAGGAGGCCCUGCCCCUGCUAUUUCACACCAAGACGGCAUGUACGUCCUCCUCAAGAAACCGGACGAGGAACUCUUUGGAGGAAUUUCCAGAAAAGGCAAGAAAGGCAGUAAAAAGAAGAAGCUGCCAAUGCACAAGCCUGUGACGCACACUCCUCAGAUCUUCUCCCAGUUCUCCAGUCUAGCGCUGAGCGCCCCCUCCAACAUCUCUGAAGUGCCUGCCUGUUUGGAGAAGCUACAGGGCCGCAAGGAGUAUUAUGAAAACUUUGUGGGGCAGUCCUCGUUCCUUGAGGAUCAGUCGCUCUCCUCUCUGUCCGUCAGUGUGUCUGACUAUGGCGGGGACUCCUUUGCUGAGAGUCUUCAGAGUGAGAGCGGUGUGUCGACGACAUGGAGCCUUCAGAGUAACGACGACUGCGAAGAAGUGGAGUCUGCCUGUGAGAGCUUCGCGUCUGAGAUGAAGCGCCAGACAAGUAAGACGGAGAGCACAGGCAGCACUUCUGAGACGGCAACAUGUGACAGUAUUGUAGAGGCGCUGGCCACACAGGGGCACGCCGAUCCUGUUGUUGUUGUUGUUGCCCCCUCGCCAAGUGCCGACGACGACAACUCCUCGCCAGAAUGUGAUAUGGGUAAAUGUGAUAAACAGGGUUUGGCUGACACCAAAGACAGCUUUAGUACCACAGGGGACCUAAUCGGCAGAGUCAUGCCAGAACCUGACCCAGAGAAUGGACCCCCUACACCAAAGAAGCCACAAACCACUGACCUUGAACCAAACACUGGAGAUAAGCAGGUGUGGAGCAAUGUUGUGAAUGAAAGUGAAAGCAAAAGUACAAUUUUAGGUGAGGAAGUGAAAACAAAGGGGGAUAAUCCCAAAGUAGUUAACUGUGCUGAUGAUGUCCAAGAACCUGUUGAGGAACAGGAUACCAGCAACUGUGACGGUGAUGUCUGUGUUGGGUGUGGGGGUGACGCAGACUGCAAAAAGCCCGGUUGUCCUCACUGGGGCAACUCUACUGACAACACUGACCACGAGAAAGAGCCUGUAAAAGGGGUACCUGUUGUUAUAAUUGACACCUGUAAAGAGAUACCUCGUCCCCAUCAAGCUAACAUGGAACGGGCACCAGAUAUAGCAGCAAUUGAGUAGGCUCAGUGUAUUCUUAAAUCUAUAUAGUUGUUAAUUAUUUAUUUUGCUGUAAUUAAGCCAAAAAUAUAUAUGACACAAAUGGUGUGCUUCUACAUUUCAUUAUUUUUUUUUUUUUUUUUUGGAGGGUUUUUUUUUUUCUAAUUUUUCUAAGCCCUCUUGACUAGGUAUCUAACCAGGCACAAUUAAAAAGGAGAGAUCUCAUUAUUAUGCAGUCAUUUCCAAAAGUACACAGAUUUGAAGCAAUGAACCAACCCUGUUGACAAGUCCAUCACCGAUACAUAUUCAUGACUAAGCUGCCUCAUCCUCAGUGGUUGAGGAGAUCAGGAUAUGCUUUUACCCAAGUAAAAGUGAUUGAACUUUCACCGUGUAUUGUAAUGCAGACAGAAUGAUACCUUUCGUAUUUUAUCAUGAAAUGGUCCACAAUACCCUUAACCUGUAUGUGCAUGUGUACUGUGUUUUAAAAGUUAUCUAACAAUCUGCCUAUUUUAACAUACUUUGAGAAAAAUUGUGGGACUGAUGACACAGAUAAAAUCAAUAGUUCGGUAAUUUGCUGAAGUUGGAUAUUAAAGAGAACUUAAGUUUUUGUUUAUGUUUAGUGCGAGCUUUGGAAAAGUUUUUUUCGUCAUGACAGUUUUUCAACUGUAAUGUCUGUCUGUCUAAACUCUAAACUUAAUGUGGGAUCAUUACUAUAUUUGACAUCAAUAAAAUGGUGUCCAGGGUCCUGCUGGUCGGAUGUAUCAUAAGCAAGAACUUUACUCCGCUAACUGACUGAGCAUUUCUACAGCCGGCGUAUAGGAACUCACUUGACACU